GCUGCAUUUCCGUAUAUUCUUUUCAACGCAAGAAGCACGUUGUCUUCCUCUGUCGAGUGCAGUGUGUCAAGUGUUUCACCCUGUGUGUGCCUCGCUUACGCUACUACUGCUAGCAGUUCUUGUGUUUUUCUUGGGCUGACGUCAUUGAAAGGAAUGGAAGUUGGGAAAGGCGCCGUGUCAUCGGAAGAGGAAGGACAGAUAAUGGACGACGAAGAAGAAAACAGGGAGAAGCCGGAAGAAAAGCCUGAGAAGAAGCACAAGCCUAAGCAUAAGCACAAACACAAGCAUAAACACAAACACAAGCACCAGCGCAAGGAAGGAGAGGAGGAGGAAGAGGGGGGAGGUGAGGAGGGAGAGGGAGAGGGACGCAAGAAGAAGCGCAAGCACCACAAGAAGCACAAGAAACACAAGAGGCGGAGUCGGUCCGGAGAGGAAGAUGGGGCGGAGGAGAGUAUGGCAAAGAGAGCACGACUGGGUGACGUGUUUGACCUGGACAACUUUGAGGAGAUGGAGGAGCUGAAAAAGAUGCUGGCUGCCAGGAGCGAGAACGGGGAGGUCGACACUACAGCAGAUGACGACCUUUUCAACCUGGGACAGCUCCAGGACAUGAAGGAACUCAUCCAGAAGAAACUGAAAGAGUGCGGCGAGAUAGAAAAGACAAGUGAUACAAAGCCUACAGAGGACAAGGUUGAGAAGGAGAAAGAGGAGAGGAAGGAGAGUACGACGAGGGUGGAUAAAUCACGAAGGAAAUCCAGAGACGCUGACAGGUCCAGAGACUCUCAGAGCCCCGAGAAGAAGCGGACGAGAGUGAGAUCUCCGGACCGCAGUAAGAGAACAGCAAGAUCACCUGACGGUCGACGAAGUCCAAGAUCACCAGGACAUGGUACCAGGGAGAGGGAGUCAAACCAUGUCUCUGAGAGGGCAGAGAGUGAUGGCCGGCCGGGGAGUCGACACAGAGCAGCUUCAAAGUCUCCCCCGCGGCGCUCGUCUCCUGUCAGAAGACGCUCUCGCUCCCCUAGGAAGCAACGUAGGGGUUCGCCAGGCAGGAGGAGAGAGUCUCGCUCCCCUGCAGCUAAAAGAAGAGGAGACCAGUCCCCACCCAGGGGGAGGUCCUCACGCUCUCCUCCACGAAGGAAGAGAGAGACUCAUUCACCAGUGAGGAAGAGGUCUCGGUCACCGGGAAGACGAGACGUCAGUCCGCGACAGAGGAAGGACUCCAAGUCAGGGAAAGAGUCUCCUUCCCCUGCUAAACAGAGCAGGAAAGACCGCACGCCCUCUCCGGGGAGGAAGAAGAAAGAGAGCUCUCCGUCACCGAGGAACCGAUCCCGCUCAUCUCCCUCACGGAAACACAGGGGCUCCCCCUCUCCCUCCAGCCGAGAGCGACGUAAGAGUUCGUCCUCCCCUGUCAAGAGACGCAGUAGGGACUCACCUUCGCCCUCUCGGAGACAGCGCGACCUCCCGUCCCCCCGGAGAAGAAGAGACAGCUCUCCGAGAAGACGCUCUCCCCCUCGCGGCGGCGGGAGUGGACGGUACCCCUUCCUCAGGGGGAGGGAGCUGCCCCUGAGAGAACGAGGUCGUUUGCGGUCUCGGAGUCCGGUGAGACGGCGACGAUCGAGGUCGGGUGAGCGUCGUCCAUGGAGGAGGUGGUCUCCACCGGGGGAGCGGAGGAGGGGCGGGAACAGGAGACGGUCGAGGUCAAGGUCCAGAUCACGAGAGAAGAGCAGUGAGAAACAGAGUGACUCUGAGGACGAAGUGCUGGACAUUGAGCCGGACUCGGAGGACGAGGAUGUCAUUCUGGAGCGACGUCGCCAGCUGCGCAGGGCCAUAGAGGAGAAGUACCAGGCUCUGAACCCGGCCGCCGCCUCCCCAGCCAAGAGUGAGGCCUCGGCUGACAGCGAUCUCGUGGGGAUACAGGCUGCAGAGGAUCUGAAAGAGAGUCUGGAGCAGGCAGAGGAGGAGAUGAGACAGAAGAAGUCGUCGGCCACAGAGAACGGGGCCUCAGACUCACCAGGUCCAGCCAAGGAGGAGGGUCAGAGAGGGAGCAAGGUGGCCAGCCAGAUGUCCAGUCUCCUGGCCAUGAAGAAGGCCAUCAAUGGAGACAUGUUCACUGAAGAGAAGAACAUGUUUGAGGAAAAGUACCUGAGUCCGUCGAGUGCUCUGUUGGCAGAGGGAGGCUAUGAGAACCCAACUCUCAAGGACAACUGGGAUGAUGCCGAGGGAUACUACCGGGUGAGAAUAGGGGAGCAGCUGGACCGACGCUACACUGUGUUUGGCUACACAGGUCAUGGAGUGUUCAGCAACGUGGUCAGGGCUAGGGACAGACUCAAGGGAGACCACGAGGUCGCCAUCAAGAUCAUCAGGAACAACGAAAUGAUGCACAAGACGGGACUGCAGGAGAUGCAGAUUCUGGAGAAGCUGAACAAGGCAGACCCCGACGACAGGUUCCACAUCGUGCGACUCUACCGUCACUUCUUCCACAAGAACCACCUCUGCCUCGUCUUUGAGACCAUGAGGUGGGCUCUAAAUAGAACUGGGGUCCGCCAAGAAAACAUGCUGCUAUCUUAAACCUUGCAAAAAUGUGACUUCGUCAACUCACGUGCAUUUACACAUGUUGUACAGUAUGUGCAGAUGUUAAACGAUGCACCUUUGGCCUCAAAUUGAUACUAAUGUACAACUGUAUGUAUGUGUGUACAUCUCUAGUAUUUGACAUGCGAUGCUUUGUCCUUUUUCUCUCAGUAUGAAUCUGCGAGAAGUUCUGAAGCGUUAUGGUAAGAAUGUUGGUCUGCACAUAAAGGCUGUGCGGUCGUAUGCCCAGCAGCUGCUCCUGACCCUCAAACUCAUGAAACGAUGCAACAUCCUCCAUGCUGACAUAAAACCUGACAACAUUCUGGUAAAUGAGACAAAGCUGGUGCUCAAGUUGUGUGACUUUGGCUCCGCCAGUUUCUCCCAAGACAACGACAUCACUCCAUACCUCGUCAGCCGCUUCUACCGUGCCCCUGAGAUCAUAAUGGGAGCAAAGUACGACUUUGCUCUGGACAUGUGGGCAGUGGGAUGCACUCUCUAUGAGCUGUACACGGGGAAGAUCCUCUUCCCUGGCAAGACCAACAACGACAUGCUGAAACUGAUGAUGCAGCUGACUGGGAAGAUGCCCAACAAACUCGUCAGGAAGGGCAUGUUCAGGGAGACACACUUUGAUUCCAAUUUUGCCUUCCUCUACCAUGAGAUUGACAGAGUCACUGAAAAGGAAAAGGUGACUGUGAUGCCAUCUAUUCCUAUGACCUUUGACCUUCUGGCUGCCCUGGUUGGUGAGCAGUCACUUGACGAUGCCCACUUGUGUAAAGUUCACCAGUUCAAGGAAUUUCUGGAGAAAUGUUUGAAUCUCGAUCCACUAAAACGUCUCACCAUCAACCAAGCCCUCACUCACCCUUUCAUUACAGAGAAAAUUGACUAGUGACUCACCUUCUUUAGUAAACUCUCUAACAUACAAACACUGUGCAGGCUGACUCUAAUCUCUGUGUAUUAUACAGGAGUCAGCCUAUUCCUUGCAUUGUGAGAGCAUCUUUUCUAACUCUGUAGGUGUGUUUCCCGAUGCUCUGUUUCCUCCACUUUAAUAUCUGUCUUCGUUGGUCUGAGGACAUUCAAUUCUAUGUAAUUACCUAUUGAUACACUCUCAUUUGUGCAUGCAUGGAUCUUUUGUAUUGGGUGCUUUCAUCGAGAUAUGAAGUGCAAUGUGUACAUAGAGCUAUGGGAGAAUGUAUUGCGUGGUGUAUUGUACCAGUUGUUUGGUGUGUGUUUCUUCCCUUUUCAUCCAGCAAAGAGUGACUCUGGUGGCCUGCGCAAGUUGGUAGUCUGCGUGUCCUUGUGUUCACGGGGUCACACAUGAGGUUCAGAGAUACACAGAAUACAUGUGAUUUAAGGAGAAAGAAGCUUUGGUUGGUUUGGUGACUAGCCACUAUUGGCCGCCAGCUCGUCAGACACACACGGCAGGGUACCAGCUUCUGCACUUGCUCGUGCUACGGUAAUUCUCAAAGCAUGUAGGGUGUCUUUUUUUUAUUUGCAUGGAUGGUGAAGAUUGUUUAUGUGCCUUGUUACAUGGUCAUGUGUGCUGCGAGAGGUGUGCACAUCUCAAGGACUCAGCGGUGUCAAGGCUUUCUCCUGCUCCAUCUCAUCGUCCUGUGUAGCUCCUACUGUUGUGUUUUUAUUGCAUGUCCCUUUGUUUUUUGUUUUGUUUUUUUUCAUGGUCAAGUGAUGAUGAUAUUUUAUUGUGUGAAGCGCGUGCUCAUAACUUUCAUGUAUGAACUAUCGGUUAGUUGAACCAGUGGACUGCUCCUGCUUACAUAACCUAUAAAACUUCCUGCUGCAAGCCUUUCGUUGACUUGCUGUGAUGGUUCAGUAGCUAUGUUUAGCGUAUGUGGCAAACAAAGUGUGGUGUGCCUAAGAGGGAAGGUGCAUGUCCUUGUGGAAAAUCACACUCAAUGUCCAACGAUCAGCUCCUAUAUUAUUAUAACUACGUCAAAAUCAAAUUGGCAAGUCAAGUAUGGUGG
Geodia barretti is the source of this 4544-nucleotide messenger RNA. Lineage: Eukaryota; Metazoa; Porifera; Demospongiae; Tetractinellida; Geodiidae. The record is from the annotation of a GenBank genome assembly.